This is a messenger RNA of Priapulus caudatus, 2557 nucleotides long. Its product is annotated as amidophosphoribosyltransferase-like. The transcript has 3 exons. Gene Ontology annotation, molecular function: amidophosphoribosyltransferase activity. Bases 158 to 1624 code for a protein of 488 amino acids. Gene Ontology annotation, biological process: purine nucleotide biosynthetic process; purine nucleobase biosynthetic process. NCBI's taxonomy places the organism in Eukaryota, Metazoa, Priapulida, Priapulimorpha, Priapulimorphida, Priapulidae. The record is from RefSeq and is a predicted model, not a curated record.
CACCUAUAUUGUUGUGUCCAGUCUCUUGUUUCCAACACAGACACCAAAUACAGUACUGCAGACUGUCACUACUGCACUAGUCUACUGCACUGCCACUGUUCUCUCGCUCUCUCUCACAGCCGACCAGAACAGAACAGACAACGUGUGCGGGGACACCAUGGCGACGGCGCGCGACGACAACGACGGCUCGAGCGGGCUGCGGGAGGCGUGCGGCGUGUUUGCGUGCGUGGCGGCGGGAGCGUGGCCGACCCACCUCGACAUCGCUCAUGUCAUCUACCUUGGUCUCGUUGGGCUGCAGCACCGCGGGCAGGAGAGCGCGGGCAUCGUGACGAGCGACGGGGAGUGCUUCCGCUCUCACCGCGGCAUGGGCCUAGUCAACCAGGUGUUCACAGAGGAGACACUGCAGGUGAAGCUUAAGGGCAACCUGGGUGUAGGACACACGCGUUAUUCCACGGCCGGCGGAUCCGAGAUAGGUAACUGCCAACCCUUCGUCGUGCACACCGCACAUGGCCUCCUUGCCGUCGCGCACAACGGCGAGCUCAUCAACGGUGGCGCCCUCCGGCGGCAGAUCCUCGCGCGCGGCGUCGGUCUGUCAUCGAGCUCCGACAGCGAGCUCAUCACGCAGAUGCUCGCGUGGCCGCCCCCUGGUGGCGAGCCGGACGGCGCCGACUGGGCGGCGCGCAUCACGCACCUCAUGCGGCAGACGCCGUGCGCGUACUCGCUCGUCAUCAUGCACGGCAGCGCCCUCUACGCGGCGCGCGACCCGCUCGGCAACCGGCCGCUCUGCAUUGGCCGUCUCCCCGGCGACGACGACGGCGACGAGGGCUGGGUCGUCUCGUCCGAGUCGUGUCCGUUCCAGUCGAUCGGCGCGCGGUACGUGCGCGACGUGGAGCCGGGGGAGAUCGUGCGCGUGUGCGCGCGCGGCGUCACGACCGCCGCCACCGUCGCGCGUCCCCCCGCCGCCACCCCCGCUCUCUGCAUCUUCGAAUACGUCUAUUUCGCGCGCGCCGACAGCCUCCUCGCCGGCCAGAUGGUGCACACCGUGCGGCAGCGCUGCGGCCGGCAGCUGGCGCUCGAGUCGCCCGCAGACGUCGAUGUCGUCGCCGCCGUGCCCGAGUCGGCGACGGCGGCCGCGCUCGGUUUCGCGGCGGCGUGCGGCGCCCCCUACGUCGAGGUGCUGACGAAGAACCGCUACGUUGGCCGCUCGUUCAUUCAGCCGAGCACGCGCGCCCGCGCACGCGCCGUCGCGACCAAGUUCGGCGCGCUGACAGACAACCUCGCGGGUCGGCGCGUCGCGCUCGUCGACGACUCGAUCGUGCGCGGCACGACGAUCGCGCCGAUCGUGCGGCUGCUGCGCGACGCGGGGGCCGCCGCCGUGCAUAUCCGCGUCGCGUCGCCGCCCGUCCGACACCCGUGCUACAUGGGCAUCAACAUCCCGACGACGCACGAGCUGAUCGCGAAUCGCGUCGAGAGCGGACGCCUCGCGGCUCACCUCGGCGCCGACAGCGUCGCGUAUCUGUCCGUCGGUGGACUGCUGGCGGCCGUGUCGGGACGCGAGGACGCCGCCGACGGAUACUGCACCGCCUGCCUCACGGGACACUACCCCGCCAAGCUGGAGUGGUGAGGCUGCACCGCCCAUGUUGCUAGAUGCUACCUAGCCAAGCUGGAGUGGUGAGGCAGCACCGCCCAUGUUGCUAGAUGCUACCUAGCCAAGCUGGAGUGGUGAGGCUGCACCGCCCAUGUUGCUAGAUGCUACCCCGCCAAGCUGGAGUGGUGAGGCAGCACCGCCCAUGGUGCUAGAUGCUACCUAGCCAAGCUGGAGUGGUGAGGCUGCACCGCCCAUGUUGCUAGAUGCUACCCCGCCAAGCUGGAGUGGUGAGGCUGCACCGCCCAUGUUGCUAGAUGCUACCUAGCCAAGCUGGAGUGGUGAGGCUGCACCGCCCAUGUUGCUAGAUGCUACCCCGCCAAGCUGGAACGGUGACACAAGCCAAGAGGCUGACACUCUCACAAGACUAGUCCUAUAUUCUUUGUUCCAUUACCGACCUACUACUAAUGCGAUUUUCUUUGCACGUUGAAGUCUGUGACGGUGAGGAUGUGGGACGGUGGGGAUGCCAAACUGACCAGAGUGAGAGACGCGACUUUAGUUUAAUUAACACAGUUUUCUAACGUUAACUAGAAUUAAAAUUGUGUGCACGGUUUCUACUUGCUAAACAACGCUGUAAUAAAGUUAACACCAACUAAAAAUAAACCUAAUCUAAUUGAUUCCCAUAAUAGAUACGAUUUCCUCGAUUUAAUUAUUCAAUUACACAUGCAAAUAAUCACCGUGGCUGGCAUGAAAACCUGACAGACCAGUACGAACAUGCUGAUACAACCAGAAGAGAGAGCCUACAAUGAGUAUUUGCUUUCCACAGCCGAUGCUGAAUGCUUGCAUGUGUGUGCCCAAGCUUACUGCUGCCACCUACUGUGUGAUAAAGCACAAACCAUCCAAAGACAAAUGCUUUUAAUUCUACACACCUAAGAUGAUUUAUUAACACAAAUUCUAGCCAUAUUAACAAAC